AUGCAAGACCAGAAGAAACAACUCCGUAAUGCUCGCAAGCUGAGGGUGACCUGGAUCAAGGAGUACGAUAUCACCCAAUUCAAGAAACACGUCCUCAAUCACGAAGAGAAGGCCAUAGCGCGCAAUAUCGAGGCGCAUGAGAGGAAGAUUGCCGCAUGUUUGAAGAAGACCAAUGAGCAGCUUGCCAAGGAGCAAUCUAUGGCACUAGCAGAGAAGCGUAAGCUCGAGGAGAAACAAGCCGCAGAUUUGAAGAGAGUCGAGGAUAUGAAAGCCGAGGAGAAAGAGAAAGAGGAAAUCCAUGUCUGA
Molecule: messenger RNA, 306 nt
Organism: Lasiosphaeria miniovina
Lineage: Eukaryota; Fungi; Ascomycota; Sordariomycetes; Sordariales; Lasiosphaeriaceae
Exons: 2
Coding region: 1-306 (101 amino acids)
Source: RefSeq, a predicted model, not a curated record